This is a messenger RNA of Gastrolobium bilobum, 774 nucleotides long. RefSeq lists its product as uncharacterized. NCBI's taxonomy places the organism in Eukaryota, Viridiplantae, Streptophyta, Magnoliopsida, Fabales, Fabaceae. Bases 280 to 606 code for a protein of 108 amino acids. The record is from RefSeq and is a predicted model, not a curated record. The transcript has 3 exons.
UAGAAAACCAUGGAAGAGAGAGUAACCAACCACCGCACACGCGAAUUGAAAUAAAACGGAAACCUGAAAUUGGGAGAAGCCAUAGCACAUAGCCACAGAGCAGAGAGAAAUUGCCUAUGAGGUAAAACGGAAUGUGUUAUUGUUCUCCUCGCAGCACUUCACCUCUGCUCAUAACCUGCUGAAUCAGAUGCAAAAAAAAAAAAAAAAUGUCAUGAAGUUUGGUGUGUAUUACUGCUGUUAAUUGUGUAGGAGGUUGUUGUUUGAGAGUUGUUUAUUGCAAUGUCUAGACCUUGGGCCCUGGUUUGUCUUCUGUUGUUGUUUGUGCUCACAUCACAGUUUGAGUGGAAGCAGCAAUAUCAUAGUGAACUUGAAGGGAUUCGUACCACCUCUCAGAAAAUGAAAAACAUAUCUCAAAGGGAAAAAUCUUUGAAAGAAAAGAUUAUUCUCUCUCAAGAGAAGAAUAUUCAAAGACUUAAUGAGCUUGUUCGGAGUCUUCGUGAGCAGUUGCUACAAUGUAAGGCUGAUUCUGAGGUUUCUAAUAUCACCUCCACCCCUUUUGCAGAAUUCAUAUCUGAGCUUGAGCAACAGCCAGUCUUAGAGGACUAGUUGUGAAUCACACAUGUUGAAUAACCUAUAUGUAAGUUUAAAGACCUUGUUACGUUUUCUAAGGAGUUUCUUGAAGAGGUUGUGUGUACAUAAAUAGCAUAAAUUAGAAACAUAAUAGUACAUUUGAUCUAUAUAUUAUGAUAUAUUUUUGUUGAGUAAAGUUUUGUU